UCCGGCGAUUGAAAGGCUUUCCCCGUCUGAGCCAUCCAUUUGUAUAAAAAAAAAAAUCCAUAAAGCAGUUUCAUCAUAGAGAUGUCAAGGGUAGAUUGGCAAAAACUAGAGAGGCCCAGAAAUUGCCUCUUUCGGAAAUGAUCGGAUGUACUUCGGGGACUCUCGGAAACGAAUCGGGUUACCUCGGCGAUAGUUUCGGAGGAGCUCGAUAGUCGGUUGAAAACGGCCUUCCGUGAGUUCUCCGAAAGUCACGUGGGUAGAAAAAAAGUUAGGAAUUUACUUUCAUUCAUGGCAUAGAACGUUGGGGAACUUUGAGAGACGAACGCCCGCGGCUCGGGACCAAUCAGAAGCCGCUGGGAAUGUUUCCCGGACAUAUACUCGAAUACAACAAAGGCAGCUUUCUUCCCUUUACUUCUUAGAGAGAUGGCUGAAUUCUGCAGCUUCCCCCAUUUCAAACAAAAAUUCCUGAGGGAAACCAGGAUGAGGGCAUUUUUCCCUUUGCAUUUUUUGAAUAUGGGAAACGUGGCCAGCUGGAAAGGCUUCAAAAGGAUGAAAAGAUCCAAACUGAAAGCACCACCAGCAGUGCCAUCUUCUGCCAGCUCCAAUAAUAAAGGACUGUGUCGCACUGGAGGGUGCUGAAGCUCUUCACUGCCUGCUCAUUUAUCACCCUGCUUAUGCCACCUCUCCAGUCAGCCCAGCCGGUGUACAGAGAUUCUUCCUACUGAGCAGCCACUGAGCAGCGUUUUUUACAAGAGGAUAGACCUUCAUUUCUUAUGUUGGCGUGAUGGUCCAGGAGCGAUUUGGUCAAAUGUUCCAGGAUUAGUCUCCAUCCAUCAACCGAGGGAUCUUGAAUCGCACCCAUGAUACUUGUGUUUGGGAUCACUUCUUGAGCAAUCUUCUUUUGGAUCUGUUAAAGAAGGGGAAUCAACAUUUCCUGGAUUUUGAACAUCCAAUAUUUUCUUCAAAUGGGGAUAUUUGAGGCUGAUAUGGUUUAAGUGGCAUUGUGAGCUGUUGUUCAUGGGCGAUACUUUGGAUACUUUGCCAUCCAGUCUUUCAGCUCCCCCAAGCCACAAAGAGCCUUAUCCACUUGGUUCAAAUUGCUUCUUUUUUGGGUUGUGAACUGCUGGACCAUUCUUACAAGAGUGCCACUCCUUCAGAUACAGAUUUCCUCUCUUCCUGCAUUUGUUUCCAUUAUUCUUCAGUAUGAACACUGGAUUUCUGACAUUCCUUCUGGGCAACAGUUUUUGAACUGGCAGAACUCCAAAGAUUUGACACAGCCUGCUGCAUGCUUGUGGCUUGUAAUUGUGAUGAAUAAUUAAAAGAAGAGGAAGAAGAGUUUGCAACCUUGUGGGAGAGAACCGUAAAGGAGCUGCCAUGGGUUUGAUAAAGACAAUUUCUUCAUUCAUUCAGGAGAGGAAGAGGACUGAGAAAUAAUUCUUAAAGCAGGAUCAACAAGGCAUCUUGUGAGGCGUUUCAUCCCAAGGAAAGGCAGCGUUGUGGGUGCAGCGGCUAAGCAAGUCACUUGCUUUGGAUAGGCUGCACUCAAAGAUCCAGUUCUAAACAGACUUAAUGAGCCUGAUGGACCCAACAGAGCUGCUGGGAAGCAAGCUAGGGGAGAUUUAAGAAAGUGGGGGAGGCGUUUGAAAUAAGUAGGAAUUCCUAGAAUUCUAGGCUUGGCUUUUCCACUGUAAAGCACAAUAAACUGUGGAGUGCUUAGGAAGCUAAAUCUUAUGAGUUGGGUUUUUUGGGAGUCUUGGGUUCCUCCCAAAACUGGGGCCACCUUAAUAUUUGGCCUGGUUCUCAUACUGUUGUUCUAGACUAGAGAAAGAAAAGGAAAAUGUGGUGGGAGAUUUAUUGACAUGGCAGAAUGGCUAAUCGUUCACCUUGAAGGGUAUUAGCUUCUCAUCACGGGUCUCCAAGGUAGCAUUUUAGAGCUAGGUAAGGCCUCUGGAAGUUUUUAGGACUUUCUGUAAUAGCUAAAGAUAAAUGUUAGUAUGUAAAUUUAGUAGUAUGGAGUGUAAGACAGUGCCACCAUCCAAUAAGCUGAUCUCUGCAGCCUAAGAGGGAAUUUUUUUUCACUCCCUAAACCUAUAUCAACCCCUCAUAACUAUAUGGGUGGCAGAUGGUAAUGAUGGAAGGUUGGAGAAAGAUGUCCAUAAUUGGGAAAGCUUCCUUAGAUCUUCAAAAGAGGCUUUGCUAGUUACAGAAAAGAGAUGAAAAACCUCCUAAAUGAUGUGUAGAUUCUGUGGCAUGCCAAAGGACUUUUAGCAUUUGCUUUAAAUUCAUUGAUGGUCUUUCAACGUUAGGAAGGGUUUAGGAUUGUCUCUGCUUUUUAUUCAGAUUGAAAGGUUUUGUUCUUAUUAACAGGGGAGAAAAAGAAAGAAAAGGCUAGUCAAAAAAGAUCUUUUUAAAAUAUUCAGCACAAGCCAUUUAUCUUGCUGAUAAUAUCCACAAACCUUGAGUCAUAACAUAGAGAUGCUAUAUCAGAUUUUUUUGAGGGCCGAGUGCAGAAUUUUGUCACCUUCCAUUUAUAACCCAUUUUCCCCCUAUUACCUUUCCCAUCUUUUUUACCACAAACACAUACAUACCCUGAAAUCUAUUAAGGCGUGAAGGAUUAGCUGCAUGUAUCUUUUGCUCAGUCACAUGAGGAGCUGUCAUCAGGGAGCAUCUAGGAUUGAUGGCACCCAUCUCUUUAUUUGUUCAUUCAAUCUCAUUGGCACACAUCCCUUGGAAUGGUGAUUGCUUUGUUGGACACAGCCCGUUCUUUGCUAACAAAGAUGAGGAAAUGAUGAAAAUUGGAGAAGCAACUUGCCACCGGACUCUUGUGCAGAAUUAUUCAUUAAAUCCAGAAGACAUCUGAUUGAUCCACCACUUAGAGCGACUUUGAACAAUUGGGUUUGAUCUCGAGGACCAACCCUUGUCUCUUCCUGCAGCUCUGGGGAAACUGUAACGAUGAUUCAAUUAAGCCGAAGAGUUCGCUCAAUGCUUUCUUUGGGCCUCAACUGUCUUGCCCUCUGCUUUUCCGUGUCGGCUUUCUGCACCAGCUAUUGGUGUGAAGGGACCCACAAAGUGGUGAAAUCACCUUGCCUUUCAGUGGUCAAGAAAGGGAACUGCGUACCCAACAACAGCAAUGGGACUGUGGAUGCGAAUGAGACGGUGGACCCCCACAAAGUCCAGUACAUCUGGGAGACGGGUGAAGACAAGUAUGCUUUUCAGUAUUUCCACACGGGUUUCUGGCUGUCAUGUGAAGAACAUCAUGGAGAGGAGAAGUGUCGGAGUUUCAUUGAGCUGCCUCCAGAGUCAGAACAAGGAGUGCUGUGGCUCUCCGUUGCUUCCGAAUUUCUUUAUAUCAUCCUGUUGAGUAUUGGGUUCUUGCUCAUGUGUUUAGAUGCUAUCUAUUAUGCCAACUUCAUUGACGGUCUCAAGAUCAACGCUUUCGCAGCUGUAAUCACUGUUUUGUCAGGUCUCCUGGGCAUGGUGGCCCACAUGAUGUACAUGACUGUCUUUCAGGUAGCUGUAAACCUGGGGCCAAAAGAUUGGAGGCCCCAAACAUGGUAUUAUGGAUGGUCCUUUGGCUUGGCCUGGCUCUCUUUCACUCUCUGCAUGUCAGCCUCUGUGCUGACUCUCAACACUUACACCAAGACUAUUCUGGAGUUCAAGUACCGUCGGCAGAUUUUUGAGAAAUACACCGCAUCAACGGGGAGCAUUCGGGGUUCCAACUCGCCAGCGCUGGACCCUGAUCUGGAGCGUUUCCUAUGGGAGAAAUACAUCUUCAGCGUCAGUGAAUCUCUAGACUUCUCUGCAAGUCCACCCGGCCGCUUAGCUCUCAGCGGGGACCGGAAGGAGUGUUCUGGAGGAUAUUCUGGCCUCCCAAGGAGUCACAGUGGAGAUACCAAGGAUGAGGAUGAUGGGGAACCUUGCUGAGGAGAGGAGGUUGUGUAGAAAAAGAGAGCCAUCCUUUCUCUUCUCCCUGUCACACUCACUCCCUCACACAUCUAGUUUUAAUGAUGUUUUCUUCUUUCUCCUGUUGAACCUCUCAGUAACUUUCAUAGCUGAUUAUUGAGGACCUUUUUUAAAGAAGGUUUUUACCCUAUGUUUUUUUCAUAUAUGGUACAACUCAAGGUGGCAAAUUUAACAAUAUUCUGUACUAUUUUCCCCAAAAGAAAACUGUGGGGUAAGUUGGCGGAGAAAGAGACUGGCCCAAAAAUCACCCAGCUGGUUUUACAUGUUUAAGGUGAGAUUAGAAUUUAUCAGGGGAUUAGCCCAAAAUCAUCCACACUGUGUUCAUGCCUAAAGCGGGACUAGAACUCACUGUCCCCUGGUGAUUGACCCAAAGUCACCCAGAUGGCAUUCAUGCCUAAGCUGGGACUAGAAUUCACCAUCUCCUGGUGAUUGGGCUAAAAUCACUUAGCUGGCUUUUAUGGGUAAACUUUCAUGGGUCUAGAACUCAUAAUUUUCUUGAGGUAGUUCUGCAGAUUUAAAAAAGACAAGAUUGCCAGAUCCAGGGAUCUAACCUCCCUGUCAGAACAAUAGCAGACCAUAAAGGAAACUUUAUUGAUUUGGAAUGUGAUGGGUGUUGUUGAAUGUCUCAGGUCAAGGCAAUUCAGCUGCAAAGACCAAAUGGAUUUUGGAGAUUGACCUUUGUGACUGAUCUUAGGCACUGAAUUACAGAAAGCUUUGCCAAAAUAAAACGGAGCUGUCUUACCGACCAGUUAAUUUUUGGCAGAACUGUUGCCUGAUUCCUGAAAGCUGGUAGACAAGUGCUACUAAACUUUUCUGCUCCAGAAAUCAAAAGGUCUAUUCGUAUCCUCUGUAAUAUUAUCUCUUUGCCUGUUGGUCAAAAGCUUUUCAAGUCAUCAAGAAAUGAUGGAAAAUUACUAAUGAAACAGCUCAUUACACUGUAACCAUUAAUUACCGUAUAUACUCAAAUAUAAGCCGAUCCGAGUAUAAGCCGAGGUCCCCAAUUUUACCCCAAAAAACUGGGGUAAACUGGGGACUCGAGUAUAAGCCGAGGGAGGGAAAUGAGGCAGCUACCGGUCAGGGAAAGCCUCCCUCCCUCAGCCGAGAAGGCUGGCGGCUCCCCCGCCCCGCCCUCUCACUGCACUGGCAGGGCUUCCCCGCGCUAAUGCAAAAGCCCGCCAAGUUUGCACCAUCCGGUAUAAUGUGAAAAAAAGAAAAAAAAAAAAACUCGAGUAUAAGCCGUAUAUACUCGAGUAUAAGCCGAGGGGACGUUUUUCAGCACAAAAAACGUGCUGAAAAACUCGGCUUAUACUCGAGUAUAUACGGUAGGUCAUUAAUCUCACCAACAACUACCUGUAAAGGAAAGUUUAAGACAUCAUCCAAGCAUUGAUUGGAAUCAAAAUGCCCAUAUUAUUAUCAUUUCCACUCUCAUUUCUAAAUGUUCUCUUAGAAACUUCAUCAAGUCAUACAUAUUUUUCUCGAGAGAUCUUUCUAAGGAUGUAGGGAGAUCAUUGAAAAAAUAUCCUACCAAAUCAAAAAUGAUCUUGAGCUACCAGUAUCUCUCCCCAUACCCUGCCUCCCAACUGUACAAUGCAGUGUUUUGUUAGAUUACCACAGACCAGGCCUGCUUAGAGUCUUCAUUUUUCUUAUGGUUUCUGAGAGCCAGUUUGGUCAAAGCCCCCUGCAACUCAUUCUAGUGGCUUUCUUUUGAUUAUCUUAAUUAGAUAUUGGGGCAUUCACUUACAUUGAUGGAUACAGUAGGCUUCAGAGGAAGUAGAUCCUGGAUAGACCUCUUUCCAUUUGUAUUUCAACUUCUUAUGAAAAAACCCUCAUCUGUCCAAGAUGAAUUGGCCUGUAUAAUGGCUAGUAUAUUAUAUAUUUUUGAGAACCUCUCUAAUAACACAGGAGUAGUUCAGACGAGUGUGAAAACUCAUGUUUAGUUCUUACACCACACACAUACCUGCUUUCUGCUUUCUUCUAUUUGGAGGUUGGUUCAGUAGCACAACAGGGGGCACUCCCAUACCUUGCUCUAUCAUACCAACUGGUUUGUUGAAUAUUUUGGUAACAGCAUUUUUGAGAAUGUGUGUGCCAAAAUUCAACUUUCACUGUUGUGGAAUUACUCCCAUUGGACAUGAAACUUUGCUAUCAAAAAAUGCCCAAGUAUCUUUUGUGAUAUGGUGUGUGCACAGUAUGGUUGUUUAAGUAAUAGAGUAGGUAUAGCUUCCCACAGUUAUUCCAAGUAAUGACUUAGCCAUUUGGAUCAGAUAUUCUGCCCUGCAAUUUCACCCUCCCCCCCCAUCUUGUCAUGCAGCAUUGCUUCUGCUCUCUUCGCCUGGCCUCCCUCCCUUUUCCUGCCCCCCCCCCAAUAUCCCUGCCCUCCCCCAAAACCCAUUUGUAGCUGUCUGGUUAAUCUCAUCUGCUUUAGCAUCAUGCAAUUUUCUCAUCUGUAGGGAAUGAAGGAAGAGCAAGAGUCAUUAAUUUCUGGUUGAUUAAAGAAAUUAAGGAAUUAAUCAGUGUCAGUCUGCUUCAUUUCAUAAGUGGGGGAGGGAAGAGGAAGUUUCCAGCUGCUCUUCAUUUCUCUGCUUGAGAGAAAAGAAAAUCAAGCAGGGGGAUCGGUACGAAGCCCAUCACAGCAGUUUAGGAUCUCCUGAGAGAACCUUGUGUGAUCUCAUAGGUGGGCAAGUAGGAGUGAUUUCCAAUUGGCUUAAUAGGAACCAUUUUAAAAAGUCUCUGCCUUCCUCUUUGUAAAUUACACCGCUGAGAAAGAACACUAGCAGAAUCUAGGAAUGGAACUUCUGUUCCUAGGAACAGAGUAUUAAGCUCCAAUUCUAAUCCUGAUCUCAAGGAACUAAAUCCUUUAUCCCUUGUCCAGUUGUAAUUUUGAGCUGUAACUAGUGCACCUAAAUAAUCCACCAAAACAGUCAAUCUAGAAGUCUGUCCUUCCCUGAGAAUUUAACUGGAGGUGCGGGGGGGGGGGGCAGCAAUUCCUUACUUUUUUUUUUUUAAUUUACAUUUAUAUCCUGCCCUUCUCCGAAGACUCAGGGCGGCUUACAUUGUGUAAGGCACAAUUUAUAUUUUACAAUUUAUAAAUAUUGUUAGUCUAAACCCUAACAAUAUUUGUUUAGAAGAGAGAUGUCCUGAUUCCAGAAUGGGCCUGGUUCGUGCUUAAUUCAAGCAUAACCUUUAAAAGUUCGGGGGGGAAGAAUGUCACCUACCUUCUUGUAAAGCUAUUAUUAGAGAAACAUUGUAUGAUCAGUUCCUGGAAGGCUGCUAUUGAAGAAUAUAUAUGAAUAAUAGCAUAUUAUAUAAAUUAUAUACUAUGAUUGUAUGUUAUAUAUGUAUAAUAGCAAUAUAUAAGAAUAAUGAUAUUAAUAAUGGUAUAUUGCAUCCUGACAGGAACAGUUUAUCCGAGAUGGUCUGUUCCAUCCAAAUCAAUGCAGCACUCACCUGAUUGGUUGGUCUUCACUUUUGGGGUCUUCAGGUCUUCAGUGCUGACUUCUGGACUAACCCAUGCAACUUUCUUGGCAAGAUUUUACCCUAAAAGAAGUGUUUACCCUUGCCUUGUUCCUAGGACUCAGCAAGAGGGGUUUCCCCACCUUCAGAUGAAGGGUUCACUUUUGGGGUGUGUGUGAGAGAGAGAGACCAACCAAGUGUUGAUCCAUAAUUACUGCAGGAAUUGACCAACUGGCUUGUCACCCAAGCCUGACAUCAUGGUCUGAGAGAAUGACUGGCCCAAAGUCACCCAGCCGGCUUUCUAGGUGAAACUAGAACUCACAGCCUCCUGGUUUCUAGGCUGAUGACUUAACUGCUGGACCAAACCUAGGGCUCAGCAAGAGUGACUGGCUCAAAGUCAUUCGGUUGGAUUUGUAUCUAAGGUGGGACUAGAUCUCACAUUCUCCCAGUUGCUAGCCUGGAUCCUUAACUGGCUCUUAGUACAACCAUUCAGAGCAAGUAAAUCUUAAAUAAAAAAGGAAGAUUUUGGGCACACUCUAGCUCAAGAAUCCAUUAUCUUUAGAUAUUCAUUUCUAUGGAUUCUUGGGCCCCAAAUCUUCUCUUUUCUUUUAAGAUUUACUCACUCCCAAUAGUUGUACAGCCCCUUUCCAAUUUCAGCCGUUUUCAACUGUAGGACAUCAAAUUCUGGCAUUCAACAAGUCCCUGGAGAUGGAUUAAAAAGCAGGUGUUUCACCCCAAAUAGACCAUCCUUUGCUUCCAGGUAGGCAUAUACAAUUUAUAAGGGCUAAUGUACCAGUAGAGGGUCAAUGGGAGAGGUCAAAACAAAAUUGGUGAAGGUUUUCUGUGUGGUAUCAGAAACACCCCAUCCCAUAACCAGGAAAGGACCCAGAACAGCAAAAAGGUUAGGGAUUGGGUAAAAAAAAAAGCCUUUAAAAAAAAAAAGCUACAGUACUUUUACUAUAUUAUUUAAUGAAAUACCAAAGGGAAAAAAGAUCUAUAUUGAAUACUAAAAGUUGAAUCACAUUAAAAAGUAACAACAUCUAAACAUAAAUAAAACACAAAAAUAUUAUGAGAAAACUUUCUAGUUACAUGUUCUUCCCUUCUCAGCCAUUUAUUUCCUCAACUGCUGACCACAAUCUAGAUGUUUAAACUGUACAUUAAAUAUUAAAGAUCGCCUGCUGGUAUCAGUUGAAAUCCUUUCAUCUGUUAGUUUUGAUUGGUCUCAUCUUUUUUCCUAAAACACAUAUUCUAAAUGUCCAAAUUUGCCCUGCUUUAUAGAUAUACUGGGUAUUAUCAGUUUUGUGAUUCCUGCAUUUUUUCCAAUUUUGGUUUCUCAAUCUGAUAUUAUCAGCAAAGUUCACCUUUUCCAAUGUUGUAACAGAUUUGUUCUCCUUAACUGUCAACAUGUAUCUUAGUAAAUUGUGAUAUUUUUCAUUUGUAUUUUCAAGAAUUAUGCUUAAUAAGAAUAAAUGUGGCUUCAGCACAAAUUUUAUUUUAGGAUUUUCUGAAUAUGUUGAUGUAGUUCACUGUUAAUAGUUUUGUGGGUUUUUUUGUGUACAUAGCCAUUACAUGUGAUCCUUCUUUGUUAUGGCAUUUCCAACAUUAAUUGCUAUAUGAUUUGCCUAUCUUGGUAAUUAUUGACAGGGUUAUGUACCAUCUGUAAAAUAUUUUACACUGAUUUUCCCUUAAAUUAUAACUUAGAGUAAAUUGUAUUAAUUUCCCCAUGACUCUUCUAAUUGUUGUACUGUGAUUAUUUCUUUGAUGAUACACAUUCACUUUAUCAUACAAUUUUUAUUUGUUACAUCUUGUCAUAUUUAAAUGUCAUAUUUCAAUAACAAUUUAUAUGGGUGUCCUAAUAGGUGAUCUUGAUUUUGUGUAAGUCUUUCAAACUCUGUCAUUCUCAAAGUUCCUCCUUUCUUGAGAUCACUUAUUAUCUUCUAACAUUUUGUAAGUAUAUCAGUCAUAAUAAAUUCCUACCUUCAUUAAGCAGUUCUUGAUGUGUUUUACCCUAUAUCUAGAAUCUGGAUGUACCAUAUUGGUGUAUGUGAUUAAAUCUUAAAUUAAAUCAAGUAUUAAAUUAAAUAUUCGUCCCUGAAGUAAAAGACGUUUGAUGGUGAAGCUAAAAGCGAAGUUGCCAGACUUAUUCUCAUUUUAAUAGAUUCCGGUUUUUUUUUCAAAUCUUGUUUUAUAAUAUGUGCUUUCAAAUUAUUUUCUUCUAGUUCUUUAUACCACAAGUAUCUAUGAAGUCCAUGGGCUAAACUCCUUCUAUAUUUGACAAUCUACAUUUUAAUCCAUUCUCUUAUCCAUGAUAGAUACAUUAUAUUGUUAUGCUGGAAUAACAAUAUAAUUUAACCACCCCUAUCUUUUGAAGCUUGUAAAAUUUUAACUACUAGAUUACCAUGUUUUAGUUUUUUCCUCAUCUUUCUAGCUCUUUCUUUAAAAUAUCUUUCUGCGAUUUAUUAUAAUUAUUCUGAAAU
Messenger RNA from Ahaetulla prasina, 9890 nucleotides. Its product is annotated as germ cell-specific gene 1-like protein. The transcript has 9 exons. Bases 2953 to 3924 code for a protein of 323 amino acids. The record is from RefSeq and is a predicted model, not a curated record. Gene Ontology annotation, cellular component: plasma membrane. NCBI's taxonomy places the organism in Eukaryota, Metazoa, Chordata, Lepidosauria, Squamata, Colubridae.